This is a messenger RNA of Endocarpon pusillum Z07020, 1128 nucleotides long. RefSeq lists its product as uncharacterized. The record is from RefSeq and is a predicted model, not a curated record. NCBI's taxonomy places the organism in Eukaryota, Fungi, Ascomycota, Eurotiomycetes, Verrucariales, Verrucariaceae. Bases 1 to 1128 code for a protein of 375 amino acids. The transcript is spliced from 2 exons.
AUGAAGUCAUUCCUUUUGGCUGCGCUAGCAGUUCUGAUCACCUUUGCAACCAAGGUGGUUUCUGCCCCUACGCCUGCUUCAGUUGACAAUGCCUGCAUUGGAACUAGCUGCGUCUACCCUGCUGGAGGCGCUGAUCAUUCUACUCAUCAACCCUCAGUCUUCAAGAAUGUUCUUAUCAAUGCUGGUGACCACGGCUUAGAAGCAAUGCCAGUCAAGACCCUUGACCAAGACACAGCGCAAGCUGACAACAGUAUGUGGGCGUAUCCAUGCCACGAAGGAUGUCCUCGUGGAUUCGAGGUGAUUAACCUCGGUGGCGGCUGGUGUGCAUGCCGUGGUGGCAUUCGUAGCGAGAAACGUGAUGCCGAUCUUGCCCCACAAGUAAUGAAGGACCCUGGCCGGUUUCCAUUCGACCCUCGCGUCCAUUGCACUAAUACUCUGAAAGGUCGCUGUUCGAACGGACAAGCUGGUCUCUGGGACAGGCGCAAUGGCCGUUGCUUCUGCGGAUCAGCUAAAACUGUCGUUGACCUUGUCACUCGGAAAGAACAGAGCGUUUCACAAGAUGCAGUUGACCGCGAUGGGACAUGUGCGGACACGAUGGGGGUUCAUUGUGCCAAUGGAACGGUUGGUGUAGGGGACAAUGACAGGCAGCGGUGUUGUGAAACAACAUCCACGAACUCAACAAGGCCUGAUGGAAAUGCCACUACAAGCGACACGCUCACUAGCCGCCUUUUGCCACAGCCUCUCAAGUAUCCCACCGGCAUCUCCCUUGCUGAUUGGAACGCCAUCAUUGUCACUUUGGUGCUUCUUGAUGAGACGCUCAAGUCACAAACGGAUUUUGGCCAAGUCUGUACCGGAGAGAAGGAUCUUCAAGCUUUUGGUUUUCAACUCGAGAUCUUCUCCAAGAUUUGCCAACCUGAAAUCACCAUGCCUGUUGCACAACCCGAGAUCGCCAAGGCUCAAAAGAGGGUCUAUUCAGCGCUCUGGAUCGACACCAUCUUGGAAAGACACCACAACGGCGGCCUCUACGACUUCUAUGGUGCGUGUGAGGAGGCGAAGGUACCUGACGCGGUUCCGUCCACUCUUGACAAAGAGUAUAUUCUCUCUCAACUCUGCUACAUGGGCCAUUGA